This is a messenger RNA of Cladophialophora immunda, 1784 nucleotides long. RefSeq lists its product as uncharacterized. The transcript is spliced from 2 exons. Gene Ontology annotation, cellular component: mitochondrion. NCBI's taxonomy places the organism in Eukaryota, Fungi, Ascomycota, Eurotiomycetes, Chaetothyriales, Herpotrichiellaceae. The coding region runs from base 146 to 799 and encodes 217 amino acids. The record is from RefSeq and is a predicted model, not a curated record. Gene Ontology annotation, biological process: superoxide metabolic process. Gene Ontology annotation, molecular function: superoxide dismutase activity; metal ion binding.
GUUACCUGCGGCUUAUAAGGAUGUAAGUACUUGACCAUCCAUUUUGACCUUCCUCCCGCUUUUGGGCCAUCUCGUUUGCUAGAACAGAAAAGCUCCCAACAGUAUCCCUGCCCGACGCCGUCCAGCAGACCCCAGCUAUUACAAGAUGCCUGUGGCCUAUGAGUUACCUCAACUUCAGUACAGCCUCGAUGCGCUGGAGCCCUCCAUAUCGGGGCAGAUAAUGGAUCUUCACUACAACAAGCAUCACCGAACGUACAUCACCAACUUGAAUGCCGCGCUCGGGGCCCAAGCGGAAGCCGCCUCUGCCAACAACCUGGUCAAGCAACUCGAGCUCCAAGCCGCCAUCAACUUCAACGCCGGCGGACACAUCAACCACACGCUCUUCUGGGAAUCACUCGCCCCCGCUUCAAGCGGGCUCAACGUCCUCUCCGGCGUCGCUCCCACCCUCAACGAGGCCAUCACGAAACGAUGGGCCAGCUUCGAGUCCUUCAAGGCGGCUUUCGAGUCCUCUGCUUUGGCGAUACAAGGGUCUGGCUGGCAAUGGCUGGUCCAGGAUCCGCAGACGAAGGCCCUGGAGCUGACCACGAGCAAGGAUCAAGAUCUGCCCAAGGGCGGGAAGGGGAUCGUGCUGGGCGUCGACAUGUGGGAGCAUGCGUACUAUCUCCAAUACUUCAACAACAAGAAGGAAUAUCUCGGCAAGAUCUGGGACGUGAUAAACUGGCAGGUCGCCGAGAAGAGGUACAAGGGCGAUCCAAGAGCUGCCUUUGGAUCGUUGGCUGGGUUGGCUGGACAUCUGUAGCGCUAUUAGUAGUAGCAGAUGCGGGAAGAUGCUCCAUCUCCCUUUGCUUGGUGACUACUACUCACAAGCACCUGCCGCCUAAGACGAUGAUGAACUCGACCCCUUUUUCCUCUCCGCAACAUCUUGCACAAGUUUCUCCUCCAUGGCUUCCCACUCCUCCUCGGUUUCAGGCGGAUUCUUCAGUAGCGCGGCAAGCAUGACUCGAUGUGCGGGAAUCGGCUUCAUCGCCGCGGGCCAUGUUCUUCCCUCUGGAAACAGCAACGACUCGGCAUCCACGCCCUGUUCUUCUUCGCCCUCUCCCUGUCGAAGCCGUGCCUCUUUCUGCAUCUUCCCGUGCUCAGACAUAUAUUUCGGAUUCCCCUGGUGUCGUUUCGAAUUUCCAUGGCCCAAUAAGAGUGACAUCCGGAGCGCGUUUCUCAUGGCCUCGUUGGCGGGGGAGGGCGACUUGGAAGAUCCGGGAUACUGGACUAAGGUAAUGUCCGUGAAUUGGUCGGGGCCGGGACAAGCCUCGCCGUCCAUGAUUCCGUGCACAUAGGCAGUGCCAACGAACGCAUACUGUCGGUGGGCGCCGUGGGACGGUGUCGUGGCGCCACUUGUAUUCUGAGUGUUUGCUGGGGGCAUCGGGCGAAGAACAACGGGCAGCUUGGACCCUUGCAGCAGCCAGACUUGAUCCCCAGCCAUGACCUCCUUCUCUUGCCCAAAGACCGUGGAAAUACCCAGGCCCAGCCUCUUGUCCUUUGUGGCGAAGAGUUUUUUGGACUGCGUCCUGCCCAGCACGGUGGAAGCAAUCUCGGUGAACUUGGCAGGCGGCUCCCGGGAAGCCCAAUCUCGCGUCGUGGGCGGGAUGUUCUUGCCAAUCCAGUUAAUCCAACCGUACAACAGUUUAAUGUCGUCCGAGGUCGCUCGGCGGUUGUAGCCAUCACUUUGCGUGAACGUGUCUCCGAUGAGCGUCCGGCCAUAAACCUCCACAAGGGGGUCUUGCGGG